CCGCUCUUGCUCGCGCCGGCGCUGCACGGGAGCCUGCCCGCCGCCGCCUGCUUUGUGCUUCCCCCCGAAGAUGGGAGCGACCUCUUGCUGAUCGGGAGCUAUUUAAAAGGAGGGAGUGCGCGGCAUUUCCUACUAGCGUGGAGGAACGGGGGAAGGAUCCAUCCACGCUCCCCAAACCAGGUUGGGACAGUUGGAAGUCUGCCAUUGUACAACAUGCUGCGAUUAAGUCUCUCACCCGCCUUUUCGAUGAGAUUUCGUCUGUUGGCCAUCGUGGCUCUCUUAUUUUUCCAUGUGGACUAUAUAAGUGCUGAGACAGAAAUGGAAGAAGAAGGCAAUGAAACCGGUGAAUGUACUGGCUCAUAUUACUGUAAGAGAGGGGUGAUUUUACCCAUUUGGGAGCCCCAAGACCCUUCCUUUGGGGACAAAAUUGCUAGAGCUACUGUGUAUUUUGUGGCCAUGGUCUACAUGUUUCUUGGAGUCUCUAUCAUUGCCGACCGGUUCAUGUCCUCUAUAGAAGUCAUCACGUCUCAAGAAAAAGAAAUAACCAUAAAGAAACCCAAUGGAGAGACCACCAAGACAACUGUUAGGAUCUGGAAUGAGACGGUUUCCAACCUGACCUUGAUGGCCUUGGGAUCUUCUGCUCCUGAGAUUCUCCUCUCAGUAAUUGAAGUAUGUGGCCAUAACUUCACUGCGGGAGACCUCGGUCCUAGCACCAUCGUGGGAAGUGCCGCAUUCAAUAUGUUCAUCAUUAUUGCUCUUUGUGUUUACGUGGUCCCGGAUGGAGAGACAAGGAAGAUUAAGCAUUUGCGUGUGUUCUUUGUGACGGCAGCCUGGAGCAUCUUUGCCUAUACCUGGCUUUACAUUAUUCUGUCUGUCAUCUCUCCUGGGGUCGUGGAGGUCUGGGAAGGUUUGCUUACUUUCUUCUUCUUUCCCAUCUGUGUUGUGUUCGCUUGGGUAGCGGAUAGGAGGCUUCUGUUUUACAAGUAUGUUUACAAGAGGUAUCGGGCUGGCAAGCAGAGGGGAAUGAUUAUUGAACAUGAAGGAGACAGACCAUCUUCCAAGACUGAAAUUGAAAUGGAUGGGAAAGUGGUCAACUCCCAUGUUGACAAUUUCUUAGAUGGCGCUCUGGUUCUGGAGGUUGAUGAGAGGGACCAAGAUGAUGAAGAGGCUAGGCGAGAAAUGGCUAGGAUUCUGAAGGAACUCAAGCAGAAGCAUCCGGAGAAAGAAAUAGAGCAAUUAAUAGAAUUAGCUAACUACCAAGUCCUAAGUCAGCAGCAAAAAAGUCGAGCAUUUUACCGCAUUCAAGCUACUCGCCUGAUGACCGGAGCUGGCAACAUUUUAAAGAGGCAUGCAGCUGACCAAGCAAGGAAGGCUGUCAGCAUGCAUGAAGUCAACACUGAAGUGGCUGAAAAUGACCCUGUUAGUAAGAUCUUCUUUGAACAAGGGACAUAUCAGUGUCUGGAGAACUGUGGUACUGUAGCCCUGACCAUUAUCCGCAGAGGUGGUGAUUUGACCAACACUGUGUUUGUUGACUUCAGAACCGAGGAUGGCACAGCCAAUGCUGGGUCUGAUUAUGAAUUUACUGAAGGAACUGUGGUCUUUAAGCCUGGUGAGACCCAGAAGGAAAUCAGAGUUGGUAUCAUCGAUGAUGAUAUCUUUGAAGAGGAUGAAAAUUUCCUUGUGCAUCUCAGCAAUGUCAAAGUGUCUUCUGAAGCUUCAGAAGAUGGCAUACUGGAAGCCAACCAUGUAUCUACACUCGCUUGCCUUGGAUCACCCUCCACUGCCACUGUGACUAUUUUUGAUGAUGACCACGCAGGCAUCUUUACUUUUGAGGAACCUGUGACUCAUGUAAGUGAGAGCAUUGGUAUCAUGGAAGUGAAAGUAUUGAGAACAUCUGGAGCUCGAGGAAAUGUUAUCGUUCCCUAUAAAACCAUUGAAGGGACUGCCAGAGGUGGAGGGGAGGACUUUGAGGACACUUGUGGAGAGCUUGAAUUCCAGAACGAUGAAAUUGUCAAAACAAUAUCAGUCAAGGUAAUUGAUGAUGAGGAGUAUGAGAAAAACAAGACCUUCUUCCUUGAGAUUGGAGAGCCCUGCCUGGUGGAGAUGAGUGAGAAGAAAGCCCUGUUAUUGAAUGAGCUUGGUGGCUUCACAAUAACAGGGAAAUACCUGUAUGGCCAGCCUGUCUUCAGGAAAGUUCAUGCUAGAGAACAUCCGAUUCCCUCUACUGUAAUCACCAUUGCAGAGGAAUGUGAUGACAAGCAGCCGCUGACCAGCAAAGAGGAAGAGGAGAGGCGCAUUGCAGAAAUGGGGCGCCCCAUUCUGGGAGAACACAGCAAGCUGGAAGUGAUCAUUGAAGAAUCCUAUGAAUUCAAGAGUACGGUGGAUAAACUUAUUAAGAAGACAAACCUAGCCCUUGUGGUUGGGACAAACAGCUGGAGAGAGCAGUUCAUUGAAGCUAUCACUGUCAGUGCUGGGGAAGAUGAUGACGACGACGAAUGUGGGGAGGAGAAGCUGCCCUCCUGUUUCGAUUAUGUGAUGCACUUUCUGACUGUGUUCUGGAAGGUUCUCUUCGCCUUCGUUCCCCCUACAGAAUACUGGAAUGGCUGGGCGUGUUUCAUUGUCUCCAUCCUCAUGAUUGGCGUACUGACAGCUUUCAUUGGAGACCUGGCUUCCCACUUCGGCUGCACCAUUGGCCUGAAAGAUUCCGUGACUGCAGUAGUGUUCGUCGCACUUGGAACUUCAGUACCAGACACAUUUGCAAGCAAAGUGGCAGCCACCCAAGACCAGUACGCAGAUGCAUCCAUAGGUAACGUCACUGGCAGCAACGCGGUGAACGUCUUCCUGGGAAUCGGCGUGGCCUGGUCCAUCGCUGCCAUCUACCAUGCGGCCAACGGGGAACAGUUCAAAGUGUCCCCUGGCACGCUAGCUUUCUCUGUCACUCUCUUCACCAUUUUUGCUUUCAUCAAUGUGGGGGUGCUGCUGUAUCGGCGGAGGCCGGAAAUCGGAGGUGAGCUGGGUGGGCCCCGGACUGCCAAGCUCCUCACAUCCUGCCUCUUUGUGCUCCUGUGGCUCUUGUACAUUUUCUUCUCCUCUCUGGAGGCCUACUGCCACAUAAAAGGCUUCUAAAGGAACAAUCAGAUAUAGUAAAUUUAUAUAUAAAUAUAUAUAUAUACAUAAAAAAUUAUGGAUAAUGAACAGAGGAAACUGACAUUUGUCAUGUUCACUUACCUGCUGAUGGCAUCCAGCUUCAAGAGCAUACUUUGUACUAGGGCCGAAGUGAGAGACCGUCACCUCCCAUUCCCAAGGGCAUCGUCACGUUGAACAAGGCAUGGAGGCAGGGCCAUCUUUGCAGCUCAGCCUAGAGGGCUGUGUUCUCUCCACGUUCAUAAAUCGUUAAGUCUUUGAUUUGUUUUGUUUUUGCUUGUUUUUGAUGGGGGUUGGGGAGGUGGUUGAUGUUUGGCUUUUCUUUUAUUUUGUUUUGUUCUGUUGGGAGGAUCAGGAUUGUUGCUUCUCUUGUGGGAGGCAAUGACCAGUCUAAAUGCAAAUGGUUUUGUGGUAAAAAUUGAAAUCAUUAAGAUUACUCUCUCUUCCCCUACAUACUUUAAAAAUUAUUUUGGAUUAAGAAAGGAUAUGAGCAUGGAAGAAGAAAGAAGCGUGUCUUCACCAUAUUACUAAAUUUCGUGCUUAUCUCUGGAACGUGAGCAGAGGUGAAGCUGCCUCUAAGAAGAAGCAUGGGAGUUUGAACAGGGCUAAGAAAAGUGAUGGUUCUAGAUACAGUCUGAUAUUUAAAGAUACGAUGCCUGACACUCUUGUUCAACAGGUACAGGAAUAACAUGCCUAGAUUCCCAGGAACAUGCAAAAUCCUUUCUUUCUUCUCUCUUUAGCUCUGGACUGUGAUUAGCAAGGCCCUUAUUCUGAAGUUCCAGCCCAGCUAAACCCUCAGAUCCCCCAUCCCAGCCCUCCUCCUCCUGCCCACCACCCUUCAUGCAAACAGGAAGAAUAACCCCAUCCAAAAAGCACAUCAUCCUUUUCCAUUUGCAUCAGUAUGUGUCCCAGUCCCAUGUUGCUGUUGCCUGGGAUCGUCCAUCAGUUUUAUUUUCAAAAGCAUCCAUGGCUUGCACAAUCCUAUUCCAGUCAUGACUAUUUGCUCCUUCUUCAUGUGCCUGUUUGGGAAUAUUGUUGUAAUACCUGUUACACAGUGCAUGGAUGAAAAACAAAUAAAACAAAGUGUAUCUGUAUAUAGUAGAGUAUAGCAUAUACUGUUCUCCCAUUCAGCGACGUUGAUUGGACAUGGAAGACAUCAGUGAGUUUUCUUUUCACCUGAGUUGUAACUUUUGUGUUGUUAUCGAGUUUGAUUAUUACUAGGGGUAAAAGGAGAAAAUGGCUUAUUGUUCAUGGAUCUGCACAUUCAUUUCUAAGAAGCAAUAACUGUCACGCGAGAAGUUAAAGCUAUCGAGAGGACAGCAGGCAAACUACAAAGUUUGUUCAUGGAAAAUUAGCCAUGUGGAACACAUCAGAGGCCUCUAAAAAUCACCUGUUGGUUCAGGAAGGCCAAGGAGAAAGGCGUUGUAGAGAAGUGGAUGCGUUAGACGUGCCUGGGCUUUGAAAGCCUCCAUUUUCACAACACCCCUGCCCCCAAAGUAUUUAUUUUACAUCUGCUCUGUCUGGCACAGAUGGUAGAUAGUGCUGGUUUGUUUGUUUUAUUUUUUUAUGUUAAAGGCUAUUUUGAGCCCUGUUUCUUUCACCGUCCAGACCCCUCUCAUUGUAUCUGCAGUUCCUGAGUAGGAAGGAAGCCAGGGUGACCCAUAGGCCUUUACAAGUGCAUCUUCUCUGUUUAUGACUAAGAAGUAAGCAAUUAAGUGAGAAGAUUAGUGCCUCCCAGGAGGAUGGCCCUGGGAGGUUUUUAACCCUGGAAAAGGAAUGGCUCUUUCUAUUUCAAAAUACCGAAGAGCAUGGAUGAACCCCACAUUCCAAAUUAGUGAGUCCACUAAUGAGGAAAAAUGGAAUGACUUUGGUCCUCUCUCAGAGACUUCUCUACCUAUAAAGAAUCCCAGGCUGGAGACACCCCUGGCCUUCUGUAUUGAUUCAAAGAUACUUAAGAAAUAAAAGCAGUUGAGAGUUAUUUUCUCUUCUUUCACUCAGUAAUCAUGAUCAUUCAUCAUUUAAUGAACAUUUGGUGAUUGAAUGAAUAAUUAAAUUCUGGUUACCCGCUCAAUACUGUGUUACUCUUGGGGACUAAACCAUGAACAAGAUAGCCAGAUCCCUGCCCUCAGGGGGUUCACAGUUAAUGUGAUUGCUAUUUCCAUGAGUAAAAGUUAACACAGCCACAUUGAAACAGUGGUAUCUUGCAAGGAAAAACACAAUUAUAAACUCUUUUAACCUAACCACAUUGAAACUGUACAAAUACAAUUGUUCAAAUAUCUAUUUUCUUUAACCAAGAGAGUAUAAAGUAUAGGGUAGGAAAAGCAUCCUCUGUUUCCUUGGCCAGUCUUGCAAUAUGUACAUCUCCCCGUUUUAAACCAAGAAAGGCAAUCAUGUUGGUAAUCCAGAUCACUGAGAAGGCCCAGUUAAUCCCAGUUCUUAUCUUGUUGGAUAACAGUACUUUUCUAUGCCCCACACCUCUACAAUUCCUCAGAUCUCCUGAAGACUCAUCCCUGACCUGGCAUGGCCCAACACAAUGGUGGCCUAACUCCUUUGGGGGCACAUUCUAACCCAUCUCUUUUUUUUUUUUUCUUUUUUGAAGAUUUACUAAAUGGAAAGCUAGCCUAGAAAAACCAAGUAAAUAUAGUCAAGGGAUGUGAGUUUUUCAAACAUUAGAAAGAUUUUGCACUCAUUUUUAGCCAUAUUUGGAAUGUCAAUAAUCCCAUAGCAAAUUUUCACAGAAGACUUUUAAGAAAUUCUUGCCAUUGGUCAAUUUUAAUUUCAAAGCUUUUUGGUUUGUUUGCUUUUUAAGUUUUCAUGUUAUAGCGAAAAAUGAUUCUGGUUGUUCAGGGUUGUUAAUAAUUAUAGUUGUGUAAAAUUAUUUCAUUUUGUUUGAUUAUUUUAUUUUGUGUGUAUUGUGCACAGCUUUAGGGGAGAAGUGCACUAAUCGUGCUGUUCCUUAUAAAUGGUACACAUUAUUGACACAGACAAAGUUUCUAAUUGUUUCUGAUUUAA
This is a messenger RNA of Ceratotherium simum simum (southern white rhinoceros), 6156 nucleotides long. Lineage: Eukaryota; Metazoa; Chordata; Mammalia; Perissodactyla; Rhinocerotidae. The record is from RefSeq and is a predicted model, not a curated record.